AGAGCUCUAGGGAGGUCGUGUCCAGCUUGCAGGAUGAAAGCCGUGGUGUUGGCCGUGGCUGCGCUCUUCCUAGCGGGGGGCGAGGCUCGGCAUUUCUGGCAGCGAGAUGAGCCCCAGGCGAGCCCCUGGGAUAAAAUUAAGGAGUUCACCACUCAGUAUGUGGACUCGGUGAAAGACAGCGGCAGCGAAUACCUGAAGCAGUUUGAAACCUCUGCCUUGGGAACACAGAUGAACCUGAAACUCACGGAGAACUUGGACACGUUGAGCUCCACCUUCAGCAAGCUGCGUGAGCAGCUGGGCCCGGUGACCCAGGAGUUCUGGCAGAAUCUGGAGAAGGACACCGAGUGGCUGAGGCAAGAGAUGAACAAGGACCUGGCGGACAUGAAGCAGAAGGUGCAGCCCUACAUGGAGCAGUUCCAGAAGACGUGGCAGGAGGAGGUGGAGCGCUACCGCCAGAAGGUGGAGCCCCUGAGCACGGAGCUGCGCGAGGGCGCGCGCCAGAAGCUGCAGGAGCUGCAGGAGAAGCUGGCGCCGCUGGGCGCCGACCUGCGCGACAGCGCGCGCGUGCACGUGGACGCGCUGCGCACGCAGCUGGCGCCCUACAGCGAGCAGAUGCGCGAGCGCCUGGCCGAGCGCCUGGCCGCGCUCCGGGACAGCCCCAGCCUGGCCGAGUACCAAGCCAAGGCCCACGAGCACCUCAAGACCCUGCACGAGAAGGCCCAGCCCGCCCUCAGCGACCUGGGCCAGGGGGUGCUGCCCGUGCUGGAGAGCCUGAAGGCCACUCUCGUGGGUGCCAUCGAGGAGGCCUCCAAGAAGCUCAGCUCCCAGUGA
Dipodomys ordii (Ord's kangaroo rat) is the source of this 831-nucleotide messenger RNA. RefSeq names its product apolipoprotein A-I (gene Apoa1). The record is from RefSeq and is a predicted model, not a curated record. Gene Ontology annotation, biological process: lipid transport; lipoprotein metabolic process. The transcript has 4 exons. Bases 34 to 831 code for a protein of 265 amino acids. Gene Ontology annotation, molecular function: high-density lipoprotein particle receptor binding; lipid binding. Gene Ontology annotation, cellular component: extracellular region. Lineage: Eukaryota; Metazoa; Chordata; Mammalia; Rodentia; Heteromyidae.